Molecule: messenger RNA, 384 nt
Organism: Morus notabilis
Lineage: Eukaryota; Viridiplantae; Streptophyta; Magnoliopsida; Rosales; Moraceae
Product: CRIB domain-containing protein RIC4-like
Exons: 3
Source: RefSeq, a predicted model, not a curated record
CUUUUAUAACAUUUUUCUCACACUAUAUCAUUCUAGCUUGCCCAUAAAGCCAAAGCCAAAGAGAAGAAGUGAAGGGUUGUGGCUAGAUUACUACAAUGAGAUCGGAUCGCGUUGAGAGAUUUGUUGUUCUUCCUUUUGCCAUCGGAUGCGCCUCCGAAUCGAGCAUUGCUCUCGGGAAAAGCAGUACUACUAAUCAAGUGAAGAAACCAUGUCAUGAUGAAGAACAAAAACCAACGAGAAGACCAGAAACAGAAGAAAGUUCAUUGUCUCAAGUGAAGAACAAGAGGAAUGGUUUCAUCAGUUUCCUGACUCUACCAAAGCCUUAUAUUUCCGGUGGCAUACAGAGAUUGAUCCGAAGCAUCAAAAGUUUGUCUCAGAUAUUUG